AUGUCGGAUACAGGUGUCAAAUCAGAAAAAAAGAGCUAUCUAUUUGAGGUCAAUGAGUUAGAAAAAGAGGUCCCGUUUGAGUCUGAGAAGCUUGCGCAGUUGAAAAAAGAUGCUGCAUCAAUAUCACGGGCAAAAUUAUUGCAAAAAAUUGAUUUCAAAGUGUUACCUGUUUUUGCUAUUAUUUUUUUUGUUUUUAGUUUAGAUAGGUCAAAUAUUUCUCAAGCGUUAACUGACAACCUACUUGAAGACUUGAACAUAGAUCAAAAUAUUUCCAACAUUGGAGUAUCUUUAUUAUGGGGUGCCAUCUGUAUCGGCGAUAUUCCAUCUAAUAUGAUUUUAUCUAGAAUAGGUGCUAAAUAUUGGAUACCAACCCAAGUAAUUGUUUGGAGCAUGGUAGCGACUCUUCAAUGUUUGAUUCAAGACAAAAAUGGAUUCUUAGCAACUAGGUUUUUUUUGGGAUUAGCUGAAUCUGGCUUUAUUCCCGGUGCUUUAGCAUUUUUAAGCAACUUCUACACUAAGAAGGAAUAUGCGAAAAGAGUAGUAUUUUUUUUCUACGGUAAUGCUUUCGCUUCUAUGUUUGGACCAUUGGUAGCUGCUGGUAUUUUGAAAUUGAGAGGGAAUGCUGGUUUGGAAGGAUGGAGAUGGCUUUGGCUAAUUGAAGGUCUAAUGACUUUUGUUGUUGGAGUGGCUGCUUACUUUGCAAUCCCUAAAUCAGUAUCUGAUAGUAAAACUCUUAUUUUUGGACACAUACUUAAUGACUAUGAAGCUAAAGCCUUUAAAUCACAGUUAAUAUUGGCUGAUAAGUCAAAUGAAAAAGGGAAUUCUCCAAUUAAAGCAUCUACAGUAUUUGAUGCUUUAAUUGAUUGGAGAAUAUAUCCUCAUAUUUUUAUGGCUAUAGUAGGUCUAACUGCUCUUCAACCUACAAUGACAUACGGAUCUUACAUUUUAAAAGAGGUUGGGUUUAGUACUAUCAAUUCCAAUCUAUUGGCAAUUCCAUGGACUGCUGGUAGUCUACUAAGUACUCUCGGGUUAGCUACGCUUAGUGACAGAUAUAAUGAUAGGUCUGGAUUUAUGUUAAUUGCUUCUCUAUGGUAUUUGAUAAUCGCUGUACUAAUCAGAAUAUUGAAUACACGAUUAUCAGCUUGGAGAUUUUAUGCCCUAUACUCAGUUUAUCAGAUGGCACCUUCUUGGCAUAAUAUCAACGUGGCUUGGAUCACUUCCAAUCAAUGUUCUAGCGAAAGGAAAUCUAUCAUUCUAGCUUUUUAUUUUAUGGCAGCCAAUUUUGCCGGAAUUCCCGGUAAUCAAAUCUUUAGAGAGGAGGAUAAGCCUAAAUACCUUAAAGGGUGGGUUGCUGUGUUAGUAUUAUAUGUUUUAUUAAAUUGUCUUAUAAUAGGACAAAGAAUUCAAUAUUCAUGGACAAACAGUAAGAAGAAGAAAAUGCUAAAUUCAUUAAGCGAAAUAGAAAAUGAAGAGUAUAAAAAGAAGGAAUCUAUUCAUGAUAAUAAGAGAUUAACGUUUGUGCAUCCAAUAUAA
Messenger RNA from Debaryomyces fabryi, 1533 nucleotides. RefSeq lists its product as uncharacterized. Gene Ontology annotation, cellular component: membrane. Gene Ontology annotation, biological process: transmembrane transport. The coding region runs from base 1 to 1533 and encodes 510 amino acids. Lineage: Eukaryota; Fungi; Ascomycota; Pichiomycetes; Serinales; Debaryomycetaceae. The transcript has a single exon. The record is from RefSeq and is a predicted model, not a curated record. Gene Ontology annotation, molecular function: transmembrane transporter activity.